This is a messenger RNA of Erigeron canadensis, 1317 nucleotides long. Its product is annotated as B-box zinc finger protein 22. The record is from RefSeq and is a predicted model, not a curated record. Gene Ontology annotation, molecular function: zinc ion binding. NCBI's taxonomy places the organism in Eukaryota, Viridiplantae, Streptophyta, Magnoliopsida, Asterales, Asteraceae. Gene Ontology annotation, biological process: regulation of DNA-templated transcription; photomorphogenesis. The coding region runs from base 74 to 979 and encodes 301 amino acids. The transcript has 3 exons. Gene Ontology annotation, cellular component: nucleus.
AUAAAAUAUAUGAGAUCUAUAUCAUCAUCUUAAUCAUAAUUUUAUUAAAUCAUUAAGAUAAAAAAAAGGAAAAAUGAAGAUACAGUGUAACGUAUGUGAAACGGCGGAGGCGACGGUGUUAUGCUGCGCCGACGAGGCCGCGUUGUGUGUGAAUUGUGAUGAAAAAGUACAUGCUGCUAAUAAGCUUGCAAGUAAACAUCAGAGAGUUCCUCUCUCUAGUUCUAAUUCUCAAUUGCCGAAGUGUGAUAUUUGUCAGGAAUCGGCUGGCUACUUCUUUUGUCUGGAAGACAGGGCUUUACUUUGCAGAAAAUGUGAUGUCUCAAUACAUACAGUUAAUUCUCUAGUUUCAUCCCAUCAAAGGUUUCUGCUUACAGGAGUGAAAGUAGGGCUCGAAGCUUUCGAACGUGGUGCAUCAUCAUCUACGGGAAAGUCAAACUCUGGUGAGAAGAUUCCUGUAUCAGAAAAGUCACAUUCUGUGCCAGCAAGGAGGGUUCCAUUGUCAGCAACAAGCCAAUUUAGCAAACUUGUGCCUGACAAAGCUGCAGGAGCUGCUGGUUUUGAACCUCCCAAGCUUCCUUUUUCUGGAGGUUCUUCCACUGAGAGCAUGCAACAGUGGCAGUUUGAUGACUUUCUUUCACUUACAGAUUUUAAUCAGAAUUAUAACUACUUAGACAAUGGCUCAUCUAAGGCUGAUAGUGGGAAGCUGGGAGAAUCAGAUGGUUCACCAAUUUUACGAGCCCUAGAGGUUGAACUGGAUGGCGAAGAUUGCUUGGGUCAGGUUCCUGAUGCAUCUUGGGCUGUUCCAGAACUCCCUUCUCCACCAACUGCUUCAGGACUCAGCUGGCCAAGAAGUCGUCCGUAUAAUCAGAACCAAAUGGGUUCUGAUACCUUUGUUCCCGAUGUAUUCCAUUUACCGAUGCCAACAUUCUAUGGUUCCCAACAGAAUAAUACUACUUUCAAAAGGAGAAGAAAUUUCUAAUGUGCUUUUAUUGUGUGGAUCGCUGAUGAAAUCUUAGUGUUGUAACUUUAGGGGAAUCUUUUGUCUGAAGACUUCAGUUCAGUUGUCCGAGCUGUAUGUGUUUGUAGGGGUUUAGUUUGAAAAGGCAAAGGCACUCCUGAAUCAUAAUGCCACCUUUUGAAUGUGUUGUUUUACAAAUGUAUUCUCCAGGUUGAAGUGGUGUGUUGUGGGGUGAGUCGGAACACCUUUAAGUAAGCUAAUAUUGUAUUGUUGUGAUGACAUUGGUCAAUGUAAAUGAUGAAUAAAUUACUAUAAUAAGGUUUACUUCUAUGUUAUGCCAUGCUCCUCUUUUCUUGAAA